GACAUCUCUCGUAAACUUACAGAACCGGAAAGAGUUUGUAGAUCUUUUUCCUUUUGCGUCCAUCGCUGAAAAGGCAGCGGUCAAAAUGAAGUUCAAUCCCUUUGUGACUUCUGACCGGAGCAAAAACCGUAAAAGGCAUUUCAAUGCACCUUCCCACAUUCGCAGGAAGAUUAUGUCUUCCCCUCUUUCCAAGGAACUGAGACAGAAAUACAAUGUUCGGUCCAUGCCCAUCCGAAAGGAUGAUGAAGUUCAGGUUGUGCGAGGUCACUACAAAGGUCAGCAAAUUGGCAAAGUUGUCCAAGUUUACCGGAAGAAAUACGUCAUCUACAUUGAACGGGUACAGCGAGAUAAAGCUAAUGGUACAACUGUCCAUGUGGGCAUUCACCCCAGCAAGUUUGCCUCAAUAAAUCCCAGACAUGGUAAAGAAGAGACAGACAGUUUAUUCCACAUCACCCAUACUGGAGGCAAGGCAGGAACAAGGAAGAGGAGUGCAAAGCUGGACUAA
Orycteropus afer afer is the source of this 505-nucleotide messenger RNA. RefSeq names its product ribosomal protein L26 (gene RPL26). Gene Ontology annotation, biological process: ribosomal large subunit biogenesis; cytoplasmic translation. Gene Ontology annotation, molecular function: RNA binding; structural constituent of ribosome. NCBI's taxonomy places the organism in Eukaryota, Metazoa, Chordata, Mammalia, Tubulidentata, Orycteropodidae. Gene Ontology annotation, cellular component: ribosome; cytosolic large ribosomal subunit. The record is from RefSeq and is a predicted model, not a curated record.